ACUCUUUGUAAUGAUCCCAAUAAAGAUUUUGAAAUUCUUGAUUCUGGCAGUAUUAGAAAUAAUUCUGAAAGUCAUAAACUAACAUCUUCACUAUUUUCUAGAUAUAGUACAAGCAAUUUAGAUAGAGAUAUAAGCUUAUACAAUAGUUUAUAUGAUCUUUAUUUUGAUACAAUGGCAUUAGAGUUGUCACAAGAUAUUGAUUCAACAUUUGAUAAAGAAAUAUCAUAA
Messenger RNA from Racocetra persica, 228 nucleotides. NCBI's taxonomy places the organism in Eukaryota, Fungi, Glomeromycota, Glomeromycetes, Diversisporales, Gigasporaceae. The record is from the annotation of a GenBank genome assembly.